This is a messenger RNA of Poeciliopsis prolifica (blackstripe livebearer), 1564 nucleotides long. RefSeq lists its product as uncharacterized. The record is from RefSeq and is a predicted model, not a curated record. Bases 30 to 878 code for a protein of 282 amino acids. The transcript is spliced from 2 exons. NCBI's taxonomy places the organism in Eukaryota, Metazoa, Chordata, Actinopteri, Cyprinodontiformes, Poeciliidae.
AAGUGGAUCAUUUGCAUUGAUUGAUCAGGAUGAAACUUGAAUUGAAUCCAGAUUAUCUGCCCAUCAGAACCAGUGACGUCUGCUUCUCUCCUCUCCUGGAUGCUCUCUCUCUGUCUGCUGCCCUCAUUUCUCUCCUCCCACUCAUCACCGUUUAUUUCAGCCUGAUCACUUCGCCGCUGCUCGCAGUGAAACCCUCCCAGCUGAGAGCAGACGCCUUCUCCGCUGCGUCUCUUUGCUCCACCUUUACUUUCCGCUUGCUGUGGCCUCUGGUUUCAGGACUUUGGAUCCUCCUCCAGCCCACCAUGCGGUCUCUGCUGGAGAGCAGCUGGUUGAGGUUUGGACCUGCAGGUCGGGACUCUCUGGACUGGUCCACUGUCCCAUCACCGCUGCCGUCCACUGACAGACAGGCUACGGGUCAAGGUUCAGGUGAAGCCAUCAUCAGCACCAGAUCCAUCACCUACAUCGCCAUAGGAACGGCUUCCUUCCUCGUCCUUUUUGUGAGCAUCCUUGGCUUUCUGAUCUGUCGGCGCCGGCGGAGCUUCCGCCUGGACGGGAAGCUGGAUCUGGCCAACGUGAUCGCCCUGGAGGAUCUGCAGGACCCGGAGAGGAACUGCGAGCUGCUGUCCUCCCUGCGCCGCAGCCAGUUUCCCAGCAGCAGCUCUGAACAGGAUGUGUCAGAUGGCGUGUUCCUCAUGGUCUACCUGCCCCCGCCCUAUGAGCAAACCCUCACCAGGAUCGCCAGGGCGGCCAGCACAAGCAGCUCCAAGGACGUGGAGCUGCUGCCAUCCAGUCCUGGACCAGAGACGGGAGAGACAGAGAAAGAAGGGAUGGGAAUGAAUGAUGAAAUCGUCCUGAAGGAAGAAAAUAUGACUGAAUAAAUGUGAAAUAAAUAAGAGGACAAUAAAAGACAGAAUUCAACAAUAAAAGAGAUUCAUUAUACAAAUUAUUUCUUCUCUCUAAUGCCUCUUGGUGAGCCAGACUUCUUCAGGAAGGUCACAUGGUAGAAGAAGAGGUCACUGCUCCUGUGCAUUGAACAUAAUUCGGCUGAUUCAGAACACACCAUCAGAACAUCGAUCCGUCGAUCAGUCGAUCAGUCGAUCCAUCAAUCCAUCGAUCCAUCAAUUCAUCGAUCAGUCGAUCCAUCGAUCCAUCAAUUCAUCGAUCCGUCGAUCCAUCGAUCCAUCAAUUCAUCGAUCCGUCGAUCCAUCGAUUCGUCGAUCCGUCGCUGCAUCGAUCCAUCGAUCUGUCAAUCCGUCAAUCCAUCGAUUCAUCGAUCCGUUGCUUCAUCGAUCCAUCGAUCCAUCAAUUCAUCGAUCCGUCGAUCAGUCGAUCCGUCGAUCCAUCGAUCCGUCGAUCCAUCAAUUCAUCGAUCCGUCAAUCCGUCGAUCCGUCAAUUCAUCGAUCCGUCGAUCAGUCGAUCCGUCGAUCCGUCGAUCCAUCGAUCCAUCGAUCCAUCAAUUCAUCGAUCAGUCGAUCCAUCGAUUCAUCGAUCCAUCGAUCCAUUGAUCCAUCGAUUCAUUCGCUGUUGAAAGGGACACUGCCACGGUUUCCCUUUAGAUGACAA